AUGACCAAGAAGUUGAGGAAUGACCUCCUAAGCUUUCUUAAGGCUGUUGGCAAAAACCACGACUCAAAAACUUUUCUUGAGAAGGACAAUGAAUUCUCAUCACUAGUUAGUGAUUUGGUGUUUGAACUGGGAAAAUCUCACAACAUCUCUUCGAAUGUUUAUCCACUUACAGACGAGUAUGAAUAUACCAACUUCGCAAACAGCUUGGAAAAGUUUUUGGUAUCUUAUGGUUGCCCAUAUUCAGUGCUAAUGGAAGGACCUAUUUCUGACCGCUUUUCUUCUGUUAAUAAUCGUAGUUUGCUUUUACAAUAUCUAUGUUCAGAGAUAAUGGCUGUUAAACAAUUGUCUACAUUGAAGUCUGUUGGUAAACAAAGUAAUGAACAUUUCAUGGAUGUGGACAGUUCAGAGGAUAAUGUAGAAAUUCUAUCCUGUUUUCAGAAAGCGUUUAAAGCUCUUGGCUUAAAAAUGCCUCCUGAUGACUCAGCACCUACUGUAAUAUAUUCUUGUCUUCAAAAAGGUAUAUCCGAUAGUCUUUCAAGAUGCCCACCCAAUCAUAUGGGGAAAUCAAUUAUCCCACUGACUGGUAUUAGUGAUCGCCAAUGGUCACAGAUAAUGCGUAUCGCCGCAUUACUACAACAGCAAUAUUCCAGUCGCCAAGCUACUCUUUUAAAACGUUUAGAUGUUACUGUACAAAGUUUUAAAUGGUCAGAUAAAGCGAAAUCUAGUUUAGAUAAAAUCGCUUCUGUAUAUAAUCCAAUCCGUGAGAGAAUGGGUCUAAUUCCAUAUCCUGGUAUUCCUAAUGUCUUAGCUGUACGUGACAACAUGAUAUUGCAAAUUGAAAAGACAGGUGGUACCAGUGCACGUCGUUAUACAUCAUGUGAAUUGAACAAAAUUUUAAUUGGUAAAGUAAGUGUAGUUGUUGACAAUUAAUGACGAAAAAUGUGAUUUAUUUUUUAUUGUCAUUGCUCACAGGUUUGUAUUGUUUCUGGGUUUAGUCAUCAUAUCCAAUGCCUUGCAAAGUACUAUAGAUCUUUUUCAUUUAUACAUGUUUAACAGGUACACGACAUUCAUGAUGUUCUGAAAGACAACCAAUGAAUGCCGACCUGUACAUUGGAAGGUUCUCAAGUGAUUGAGGGUUCAUGCGAGAUCAAAUUUGUGUGAAACUAAUAGAUCCGUGAUACAUCACGACAGCCUGCCUGGACAUUAAACGAUGCUUAUCCUGAGGGUUUCUGGUCCCAUAAUUCGGACAGUACGCCUUUUGAUCUCUGUUCACCAGACUUAGCUCCUUGCAACUGAUUUCUCUGUAUUUGUUAGAUGAUUGAAUAGCGACAUAGGCGAAGCAAGGUGCGAACGUAGUACCUCUAACGGUUGAAAUUCGAGCAUUCUACCUUCACUUUAAGAUGAUUAUAUCUCUUUCAUUAAUGAAAUCUGCGACCAUGGUAAUAUUUGUCUCUUCUGGUUUCAUGUGAAUUACUGCGUUAAAAAUAACACUCAUUUGGCCUGUCUUUCUUGGAAAAGACCUUCGAAUACACUAUCGGAGUUAUUUUUGAAAAUCAGUUCCUAUAGCUGACACAUACAACCGCUUAUUCUGAUACUUCACUUUACCAUUGUUGCUAACGUCUUUUCCUAUCAACCGAAAAUGGUACUGAUUUAUUACAUAUUUUUUGUCUAUUUUAUGGGUCCCUGAUCGAGGUGGUAGAGC
Molecule: messenger RNA, 1702 nt
Organism: Schistosoma spindalis
Lineage: Eukaryota; Metazoa; Platyhelminthes; Trematoda; Strigeidida; Schistosomatidae
Source: the annotation of a GenBank genome assembly